ACUCUUAUCACUUGCUUUGAAGUUUGUGAUAACAAAUUGGAAAAUAUUGGAAAACAGCAUUUGAAAUAUUUUUAAAUUUCCAUUCGAAGCAACAGUUUUAAAAAUGUCACUAUUUCCUGCUUAUUCCAAGGAUGACCCGGAGCCUGAAAAAACAGAAAAUACUUCUCUAACAUGGCUAACCAACUCCAGCUUUAAACCAUCCGCUGAAAAAUCGAACGAUAAAAAGAGAAGGAGUCCAUCUCCAUCGUCACAUAAAAGAAAGAAACAUAAACGAGAAAAAUAUCAGAAAGCUGAAGAAAUUUUCCUAGAAAAGGCAGAAGAAAAAUUACACGAUUUUCUUCGUAACUCUUCGUUUCGAGAAGAUCGAAUCGGUUCCAGAAAUAAUGUAUUGAUUCCUACUCUUAUGAAAGACGAUGCUCCUUUGUAUAAAAAGCCCAGAAGAUGCUAUUAUUUUGACGGAGAUAAUUUCAGAAAGAAAGAUCUUAGUUGGAGAUAUUUUGAAUCUUCCUUGAAAGUAUUUGAAUCCGAUUCAACAGUCACUGAUAAGCUACCUUCCCAGACGAAUGAAGACGUUAUUCUAAUUAGCAAAGAAGAAACGUUACCUAUGAGUACAAAUAUAGAAUCACAGAUGUCUAAAACGACAGCGUCGUAUAACCAACAGCUCACCGAGAACCCUUAUGAUGAAGAUUUAUGGCUACAGUAUAUCGAUUUUCAGGACGAAGUACAAAAUUUUGAGAGAUUCUAUAGAAAAACUAAAGGAAACACGUUAGCUUCAGCUGAAAAAAAGUUGGCAAUUUUAGAUAAAGCUCUGUCACAUAAUCCAUCAUCAUUAGCCUUAUUAAAUCGGAAAUACGAAAUAAAAAAUGAAUUUUUCGAUGCCGAAAAAGUCUCCGAAGAAUUAUUCAACGAUCUACGUCAAGAUCCCGGGAACACGGUGUUGUGGAAUUAUUACAUUCGAAACACGCAAUGCAAAUUAUCACGUUGCUCAGUUCCCAAAGUGAAAUCACUUUAUGCUAAAGCUAUGGAGAAAGUGAAUUUCAUUCAAAAAGAUGGACUAUUGGCAGCUGAAAAACAUGUUUUAGAUUUAUACACCUCAGUUGCUCUAUUCCUUCGUCAAUCAGGCUUAUGGGAACAAUUUCUGAUGCUUACGCGAUUAAAUUUACAAUUGAAUUUGACAAAAUCUCCAUCUGAAAAUUACAGAAUACCUGUUAAUUUACCUGAUUCAAAUAUACAACAAAUGGAAGACAACAUGUUAACCAGUGGUCUACCAGUAUCUUCGUUAUGGUUGAGAAUUGAAAAACUCCGUCAACGUGUUCAUUGGCACCCAACAUCCGAUCCAGAUUGCGAAGACCCUCAAAGAGUCGUCGUAGCUACUGACGUCACCGAUUUAAUUAAACCUAUCACGAGUCGAUCGUUGAACAUGAAAAUUGCCGCCUUAACUAUGGUAUUACUGAAAGUUCCCAUAAUUCCGCUCAGAGAUACCGUUUUUAGGAUGCUGUCGUUGAACGACAUCGAAUGGCAAAUGGAUUCCGCCGAAAUUCUGUUAUCGAUUUUUUGUUCUUUAGGAAUAACUCAAGGACGGUUCACUCAUACCGAAGAUUCUAUCAUUUCGUGCUUUAAAGAUCUCGUUUCGUAUCCCCAGUACAUUAAUGAUGAACUCGGUCGCGACGAAUAUCUAGAUUAUAUACAGAACAUGUUUCUCAAACUGUCAGAAAAUUUACCAUUCGAUUCUGAAACCAUCAUGUUAGUUUGGUGGUUACGAUUCGAACGUAGUUUAUUCAUCGCUGGUAAACAACCACCCACUAGGAAGAAAAAAUUGAAAAAUUUAGUUAAAGAGCUGCUAAAAGAUAAACACAGGAGCAAUUUACCAUUAUACGUCGAGUAUGCAUUUCUUGAAAAAGAAUUGAAUAAAAAUGACGACAGCUGCGUUAAAAUAUUAGAGACUGCUCUACUAUUGUAUCCGAUCAAGCAGAAUUUUCAUACUCUCGCAUCGAAGAAUUGCAUUGCUCAACUUUAUCGUGUUUUUGUCGAAGUAUUACUGGUGUCAGGCAAAAAGGAACGAUGUUUGAGUUUGCUCGCAUCGUUAGCGUUGUUGGUACCAGAGAAAGAGAUUACACUGAACGAGGAAACUUUGACGGCUGCAUUGAAGGAAUUUCAAAGAAUAACUGAUCAAAGUUUUGACGAAGAUUUUCUACUCGAAGAAGUAUUCUCUUUUGAUCACACAGGACCGCAAUUUUUUAUAGAAUGGAUCUACUGUCAAGCGUGGUUUUUAUACUUAACCGAGUCCGUUUGGUCAGCUAGUGUAUUUUUGGACGAACUAAAAAAUAAAGCGAAUUAUUACGAAAAAGGAGCUCCGGUCUAUAUAGGAACAUAUUACCGAGAAAUGAUCACCGAGAUACUGAUCACGUUAUUACACUUCCAUUGUAAUAAUAAUAAAACUAGUUUCAACGUGUUACUCGAUAGUUUACGCAAGGGUAUCAAAGAGUUUCCAAAUAACAUGCUCUUCCUCGCUACCUUCGCUGAUGUAGAAACAAAAUUAACUUUCGUUAGUCCUUGGUGGAAAAAUGAACAAUGUUUAAGAUCGAAUGAUUCUCACGUUGCCAAAUUGAUUUUAAUUUUAUUAAGUCGCCGAAGACUGAUUAUAUUUGAAAAAGCUAGCAUCGACGCUUUGAAAACACUUGGUCAAGGUGGACCUGUCGCAGCUAGUAACGCAUUCAGUAAUCGAAUGCGAUCAUUGCUGGUCAAACUCGUUAAUGAUCGAAAUACACGAUUUUGCCCUCUAUUUUGGAUAAUCUAUUUGCAAUAUUGCGCCCAAUACGAAUCGGACGUUAAAUGUAAAGACGUGUUUUAUUUGGCUAUUGAAAGUUGCCCUUGGAUAAAAACUUUAUACAUGGAAGCUGCUCAUGCACUGCCCGAUCAAGUACCUCAAAUUCAAGAUUUAAUGAUCGAAAAAGAGAUAAGAAUUCAUAUAACGCAGGAUGAAAUCGAAAUCUUGCGAGAUAAUUGAAAAAUUAAUUUUACUCCUGACUGUGAUUUAUUUAUCGUACCUAGAUAGUCAUCCGUUUUUGUAAACUAAAAUAAAAUUUUAUUUAAAAAAAAAUUGAAAUUGGUAUUAAAUUGAGAAAUGAGAAUGUAAGAGGGAGAUGAAAUGAUUAAAGUCGAGCUUUAAAUAUGAGAUCGCUUGUAGAUGGGAGGGGAAGGAGAAAUUUACUGUUGAACAUUCUCCUUACUCAGCAUAUUUUUCUUUCGUGUUGCCUGACUAAAAAUUUGUUAAAAUGAUGUCAAGGUUUUCAUUUUACGAAGAACGCUUCUGGUUACGAAAGUUUUUCAAUUUUAGAUGUUGAUGUAAGCACAUUUUUCAUACAACCUUUCAUCGUUGAGAAAUUUCUUUGCAGUGAUCGACCAGUGAUGGACUGAAUGCUCAUUACCUAGUAUCUACCUUUUCAACGGUGUGUUCUUGAUUAAUUAGGAA
Molecule: messenger RNA, 3472 nt
Organism: Planococcus citri (citrus mealybug)
Lineage: Eukaryota; Metazoa; Arthropoda; Insecta; Hemiptera; Pseudococcidae
Product: nuclear exosome regulator NRDE2
Exons: 15
Coding region: 104-3007 (967 amino acids)
Biological process (GO): negative regulation of RNA catabolic process; regulatory ncRNA-mediated heterochromatin formation
Cellular component (GO): catalytic step 2 spliceosome
Molecular function (GO): protein binding
Source: RefSeq, a predicted model, not a curated record